This is a messenger RNA of Pollicipes pollicipes, 1356 nucleotides long. Its product is annotated as cytochrome P450 9e2. Lineage: Eukaryota; Metazoa; Arthropoda; Thecostraca; Pollicipedomorpha; Pollicipedidae. The transcript has a single exon. Gene Ontology annotation, molecular function: iron ion binding; oxidoreductase activity, acting on paired donors, with incorporation or reduction of molecular oxygen, reduced flavin or flavoprotein as one donor, and incorporation of one atom of oxygen; heme binding. The coding region runs from base 1 to 1356 and encodes 451 amino acids. The record is from RefSeq and is a predicted model, not a curated record.
AUGGGACCGCCGUUCAUGACCCCCUUUGUCACGUUCGAGGAAUGGCUUUACUACGAGAAAGGAGGUAAGAAUUUCUGCGGCUACUUUGAGCUGAGUUUGCCAGUGCUGUACGUCGGGAAUUUGGACCUGAUUCAGAGGAUCACAAUCAAGGAUUUUGAGUACUUUACGGACCGGCGCGAGCUCUUGCUCACGGAGGAGUUCGAUGAGAUGUUGCAAGUACUGAACGGGAAAACGUGGAAGGACACCAGAUCUGUGAUGUCGCCAACGUUUUCCUCUAGCAAACUCAAGAUAAUGCAUGAGUUGUGCUUGGAAAACGCCUCAAACCUCAACAAAUACGUGCAAGACGAGAUGAAGAAGAGUGGCGAACUCGAAAUUAAGGAUUGUUUCGGUCGGUUCACCAUGGAUAACAUCGCGUCCUGCGCGUUCGGUGUCAACUGCAACUCGUUUAAAGACCCCAACUGUGAAUUUGCCAAGAACGCGGAAGAGCUUUUCAAGGCCCCUCGCGGAUAUUCCGGCUUCCGACUCUUGCUCAUCCUUCUGUUUGGUUUGGGGUCCGUGCGCCUGUUACCAGACCCGUUUGCGCGCAUCAAUGCAUUUUUCAAACAUGUUGUCAAAAGCGCCGUACGGCAGCGCGAGGCCGGCAACUCGCGCAAAGACUUCCUCCAACUGCUUCUGGACACCAAGGACAAGGACGGCAAACGCAUCCUUAGUGACAGUAGCAUUAUCAGCCAGUCGGUGCUGUUCCUCAUCGUCGGCUACGACACGACAGCCUCGCUGCUAGCGUUCGCCGCCUACUGCCUGGCGACGUCGCCCGACGUCCAGAACGCCGCCCACCGCGAAAUCGACGACGUCCUGCAGCGACACGACGGCCAGCUGACCUACGACGCCGUGGCAGAGAUGACCUAUCUGGACCGGGUGCUGUCCGAGACGCUGCGGCUGUACCCGCCGGCCAUCCGCAUGGAGCGCCAGUGUAGCCGAGACUACACAUUGCCCGACACGAACGUGCAUAUUCCGCGCGGCACAACCGUCCAGAUGCCGAUCUUGAACAUCCACCGCGACCCUGAGCACUACCCGGACCCUCUGCGCUUCGAUCCGGACCGCUUCCUACCCGAAGCGAAGGAGGAACGCCACCCGUGUGCCUUCGUACCCUUCGGCAGCGGGCCGCGCAACUGCAUCGCCAUGCGUUUCGCGCUGUUCGAGGCGAAAGUGGCAUUGAUUGCCGUGCUGCGGGAGAACCGGCUGGAGCCGAGCAAGCGGACGCCGCCGCCGCCCAUGCCGCUCGAUGAGGACAAGUUCCUACUGACCCCUAAGAAGGGCAUGGGCUACCUGCGUGCGGUAUCUCGUGAACAGAGAUAG